AUGGCAGAGUUCCUUCUUUCUAAAUGCCUUGACGUAUUGUUUGACCGACUGUUGUCUUCCGACUUGUUGAAAUUUGCUCGCCUAGAGGGAAUUCGAGAAGAGCUGGACAAGUGGCGCAAAACCAUGACAAUAAUUCAAAGGGUGCUUGAUGAUGCAAAGGAGCAGCAACAGACUGAAAAGACAGUGAAAGAUUGGCUUGAUGAUCUCAGAGACUUGUUCUACGACAUAGAAGAUUUACUGGAUGAGUUCUCCACAGAAGCUUUGGAUGAACGCAAGUUGAUGGCCGGUGAAAGUCAAGCUAGCUCUAGUAUGGUACGAAAUCUCAUCCCUUCUUGGUUUACUGAUUCUAGUCCAAGUGAUGUUAAGUUCAAGAUUAGGCUGCGUUCAAAGAUAGAGGAAAUAAAUACUAGAUUUAAUGAUCUCGUGAUACAAAAAGAUCAACUGAAUUUGAAGGAAAAUUCUAGUAUGAGACCAAUUAGCAAAAGAAGAGAGAUCAGAUCUCCCUCAACUUCCUUGGUGACCGAAGAUCACAUAUAUGGUAGGGAGGAAGUCAGAGGGGCUGUACUUCAAUUAUUGGUCAGUGAAAAACAGAGUGAUGCUUCGAAUAAAGUACCCAAUGUGAUUCCUAUAGUUGGUAUGGGGGGUAUUGGAAAGACAACAUUGGCCCAGCUGGUAUACAAUGAUAAAAAAGUGGAGAGCUUUUUCGAUCUGAAAGUAUGGGCUUGUGUUUCAGAAGAUUUUGAUAUUGCUGCAGUUACAAAAACAAUUUUACAAUCUUUGACUCCAGAAAACUGUGAUGGCAAAGCUCUAAAUUGGUUGCAAGAAAAAUUGAAGGAGAACCUACGUGGGAAAAGGUUUCUAGUAAUUCUUGAUGAUGUUUGGAACGAGAACUACACUGAUUGGACUCUCCUACGUGCUCCUUUUGAAGUAGGGGCUCCGAGAAGUAGUAUUAUCGUCACAACUCGUAACCAGAAAGUCUCAUCACUAAUGCGAAACAAGGAAGUUGAGCCUUUUCAGUUGGAGUUGUUGUCAAAUGAAGCUUGUUUGUCCAUAUUUACCCAACAUGCAUUGGAAGCAAGAGACUUCAGUGCCCAUCCAAACCUUAAAGAUAUUGGUGAGGAACUCGUUAGAAGAUGUAAAGGCUUGCCAUUGGCAGUAAAAACUAUUGCAGGAGUCUUACGCAGUGAAUAUGAAGAUCGCAAUGAGUGGAAAAAAGUUUUGAAAAAUAAGAUAUGGGAUAUUCCAGAAGAAGCAAGUGGAAUUCCUUCCUCUCUUAUGGUAAGCUAUGACAAUCUACCUUCACAUUUAAAGAGGUGCUUUGCAUACUGCUCAAUACUACCAAAGGACUAUGAAUUUGAGGAGAAUGAGGUGGUUCUCUUAUGGAUGGCAGAAGGUUUGAUACAACCACGACAAGAUGAAGAGGAAAUGGAAGAUUUGGGUUCCGAAUAUUUUCGCAAUCUGUUGUCAAGGUCAUUUUUCCAACAGUCACGUGGGAUUAAUCGAGGUGAGUGCAAGCUGGCCUCAUCAAUUGAAUCACGAUUUGUGAUGCAUGACCUCAUCAAUGAUUUGGCUCAGUCGGUUGCAGGCGAUACGUGCUAUAGAAUGGAAGAUAAGCAUGGGAAUAUUCCUAUAAAGGCACGCCACUCAUCUUAUUUGGGAAGCCAAUAUGAUGUAACUAAAAAGUUUGAGGUUUUUUCUAAAUUCACAAGUAGUUUACGUACAUUUUUACCUCUCAUGCUACCAUAUCCAGGUGGUUGCUAUUUGGCUCAUCAUGUUCCUUUUGAAUUGAUUCCAACAUUACAUUGUUUAAGGGUGUUAUCUUUCAACGGAUACUGCAUAAUUGAGCUACCGGAUUCUAUUGGUGAGUUGAAGCAUUUGCGGUACCUUGACCUUUCAAAUACUGAAAUUAGGCUCCUGCCAGAAUCAAUAACUAGUCUCUACAACUUACAAACAUUGUUGUUGAAGAACUGUUUUGAUCUAAGGAAAUUACCUUCAAUGUUUCGAAACUUGGUCAACCUGUGCCACCUCAACAUUGAAGGUGCAUAUCGUUUGGAAGGAAUGCCGGUGCAAAUAGGUAAAUUAACUUGUCUUCAAACACUAUCUAAUCUAGUUGUGGGAAAAAACAAUUGUUCUGGGUUAAAAGAGCUUGGACCUUUGAUGCAUCUUAAAGGGACACUCUGCAUUUCAAGAUUAGAGAAUGUGAUUGAAUCGAAGGAUGCAAAAGAUGCAAAAUUAAUUGAAAAGACGAAAAUUGAUGUGUUGUCGUUGGAAUGGAGUAGGGACAUUGAUGAGUCAAAAGACACGACAAGUGAACUAGAGGUACUAAAUGGGCUACGACCUCAUAACGCUUUGACGGAGCUGGUUAUAAUUAACUAUGGUGGUACAAAAUUUCCAAAUUGGUUAACAUCUCCUUCAUUUCCUCGUACAGUCUCAUUGAGAUUGGAAAAUUGUUACAACUGCACAUCAUUGCCUCCAUUGGGGCAAUAUUUGCCAUCACUCAAAAAUCUUUGGAUCAAGGAAAUGGCUAACGUGAAGAGUGUUGGUUCUGAAUUUUGUGGCGGUAAUUUAGAGACUUUGCAUUUCACUCACAUGGUGGAGUGGGAGAAUUGGAGUCCUUGUGAAGAAUUUCCAAAUCUGCGUGAGCUUUCCCUUAGAAACUGUCCGAAGCUAUUAGAGAAGUUACCAAAUAACCUUCCUUUACUAAACGAAGUUCAGAUAAUUGAUUGUGCGCAGUUGGUGGUCUCAAUUUCAUGCUUUCCAGAUAAAUGCAAAUUUAACAUUGAGAAUCUCAGAGGGCUUUUUAUGGAAGGGGUGGUGUGUGGAAGUAAGGUUACAUUCAAAUCAAGAAAAUUCUACAGAUCACUUUCACCAAUUUCAGAUGAAGGGCUUGAUAUGGAAGGGUUGGAAAGGUUAACUAUUGACAGCUGUGAGGAGUUGACGAAUUUGUGGUCAGACAACAUGGGAUCACUGCCACUUGAUCUCCCAUUUCUGCGUGAUCUCCGCAUUUAUAAUUGUCCCAAACUAGUCUCUUUGGUGGCGGAAUCAUUACCCAAGGCAUUGAUGUACAACAACACGUGUCUUCAGUCUAUUCUUAUCAAUCAUUGUGAUUCGCUAACGCAUUUUGCAAGAAGCCAUCUGCCUCCAACUUUAAAGCGGCUACAUAUAGACAACUGCAGGAGUAUGAAGAAAUUGGUGGAGGAUGAUGAUAAUGAUACAAACAACAACAGUACUACUUGCAGUAGUGGGAUCACAUCUCGUCUUGAGUACUUGUGCAUUUACAAUUGUCCAUCCCUUGAAUCCUUAACAUCAAGCGGGGAAUUACCUACCACACUCCAAGACCUAACUAUUUCACUUUGUCCGAAACUGGAGUCAGUAGCCAAGAGUUUUCAUCAUAACUCAUUUCUUACAAAUUUCACCAUCUUCGAUUGUGAAAAUCUUCAAUCCUUGAACGGCAUACACAACCUCACCUCGCUUCAAUAUUUGGAAAUAAUUAAUUGUCGGAGCAUUUUAUCAUUUCCCAAAGAAGGUUUUCCCACAAACCUAACAACACUCAAGAUCUCUCAUCUUAAAAUCAGUGAAGCCUUGUUCGAUUGGGGGCUGGACAACCUCACUUCUCUUAAUGAACUUGAAAUCUGUGGAUGUCAGCAUCUGGUGUCCUUUCCAGAGAUGACGUUGCCUGCCUCUCUAACAAGCCUCCGCAUCUCAGAAUUCUCGAAUCUAGAAUGCCCGUCUUCCGUGGGUUUAAGAAAACUCACCUCUCUUCAAACACUCAAGAUUUCUAUCUGCAAGAAGCUCACAUGUUUUCCAGAGGAUGGCCUGCCUCCCUCACUCCUACAGCUUUAUAUCUCUUCUUGCCAAAAGUUGAUGUCCUUACCAAAGAAUGGCCUGCCUCCCUCACUCCUACAGCUUUAUAUCUCUUCUUGCCAAAAGUUGAUGUCCUUACCAAAGAAUGGCCUGCCUCCCUCACUCCUAGAGCUUCGUAUCUCUAAUUGCCAAAAGUUGAUGUCCUUACCAAAGAAUGGCCUACCUUCCUCACUACAGGUACUUCUAAUCGACAAAUGUCCUCUGCUGGAAGAACGCUGCAAGAAAGAUCAGAGAGAAGAGAGGCGCAGGAUAGCUGACAUCCCUUGGGUUCAAAUUAAUGGCAAAUACCUUUAUGAGACAGAAACAGAGGAAUAA
This is a messenger RNA of Juglans regia (Persian walnut), 4179 nucleotides long. RefSeq names its product putative disease resistance RPP13-like protein 1. The transcript has a single exon. Gene Ontology annotation, biological process: defense response to other organism. Gene Ontology annotation, molecular function: ADP binding. The record is from RefSeq and is a predicted model, not a curated record. NCBI's taxonomy places the organism in Eukaryota, Viridiplantae, Streptophyta, Magnoliopsida, Fagales, Juglandaceae. The coding region runs from base 1 to 4179 and encodes 1392 amino acids.